AUGUCCAAGCCGGUGGAUCACGUCAAGAGGCCGAUGAACGCGUUCAUGGUGUGGUCGCGGGCGCAGCGGCGCAAGAUGGCCCAAGAGAACCCCAAGAUGCACAACUCGGAGAUCAGCAAGCGCCUGGGCGCCGAGUGGAAGCUGCUGACCGAGUCGGAGAAGCGGCCCUUCAUCGAUGAGGCCAAGCGGCUGCGGGCCAUGCACAUGAAGGAGCACCCCGACUACAAGUAUCGUCCCCGGCGGAAGCCCAAGACGCUACUCAAGAAGGACAAGUUCGCCUUCCCCGUGCCCUAUGGGCUUGGCGGCGUGGCGGACCAUGAGCACCCGCACGGGCUGAAGGCGGGCGGGCUGCACGGCGGGGCGGCCGGCGGGCUGAUGCCCGAGUCGCUGCUCGCCAACCCUGAGAAGGCGGCGGCUGCUGCCGCUGCCGCCGCCGCCCGCGUCUUCUUCCCCCAGUCGGCCGCCGCCGCUGCUGCCGCCGCCGCCGCUGCCGCAGCCAGCAGCCCCUACUCCCUGCUGGACUUGGGCUCCAAAAUGGCCGAGAUCUCCUCCUCCUCCUCUUCCUCAGGCUCGGGGCUGCCCUACGCCUCCUCGCUGGGCUACCCCGGCGCCGGCGGGGCGGGUGCCUUCCACGGGGCCGCGGCGGCCGCGGCCGCUGCUGCGGCCGCCGCCGGGGGGCACACGCACUCGCACCCGUCGCCCGGUAACCCGGGCUACAUGAUCCCCUGCAACUGCAGCGCUUGGCCGGGCCCGGGGCUACAGCCACCGCUGGCCUACAUCCUUCUGCCGGGCAUGGGCAAACCCCAGCUGGACCCUUACCCCGCAGCCUACGCCGCGGCCCUAUGA
Messenger RNA from Indicator indicator, 846 nucleotides. It is a transcript of the gene SOX21, whose product is annotated as SRY-box transcription factor 21. The record is from RefSeq and is a predicted model, not a curated record. The transcript has a single exon. NCBI's taxonomy places the organism in Eukaryota, Metazoa, Chordata, Aves, Piciformes, Indicatoridae. Bases 1 to 846 code for a protein of 281 amino acids. Gene Ontology annotation, biological process: regulation of DNA-templated transcription; cell differentiation; anatomical structure morphogenesis. Gene Ontology annotation, molecular function: DNA-binding transcription factor activity, RNA polymerase II-specific; RNA polymerase II cis-regulatory region sequence-specific DNA binding.